AUGUUGCGUCGAACCGUGUCUGCGGGUCUGACAAGCCGAUUGCCACUAAUUGCAGAACGACCCUUUCUUAGUACUGCCGAUCUUGGACAUCCGGACUGCCAACCUGUGCUUGAUGAGCCUUCGGAUCAGGAUUCAAAGGCAGAUGGAGAACUGGAACAUGUUAAGUAUUCGAUACCCUGCCAGCACAAUGCGUGCCAGACUUGUCGACGAAGACGCGUCAAAUGCGACCUGACUGAGCCAGUUUGCGAACGAUGUCUCAAGGCCAAGAUACCGUGUAGAGGAUACUCGAAAGACCUCAAAUUCGUGGAUGAGAAAGGACGAGCCCAAAAGCGGGUCCAGAUCAAACACGAAGCAUAUCUCCAGUCCAUCCAAGCGGAUGCAGAGAAAAUCCGAGCCAGUCGUAAGCUGGAGCUUCGGUGCAGUAGUGAGGCAGUACCACCGGAACUCUCUCUUGUUGCAUUCCAGGAACAUGUACAAAUGUCACAUAUGGAUUCCAAGCUCUUUGAAGGCGCCAAGAUAUUGGCUCCUUGGACAACGGCCCGUUACGAUGGAGAAGAUAGCUACACGGCAACGCAAACUAUGAGAGCUCUCGGAAGUGUCUAUUAUGGUCGUAUGUAUCGACACAAAGAGAGUUUAGAUCAAAGUAUGAUCUAUUAUAGCAAAGCUAUUCGGCUUCUUGCUUCAGAUCUCCAGGACCCGAAGUCCGUCUAUGAAGCUUCAUCUCUGAAUAACAUUCUGUCUCUCUGCAUUUUCGAGAUGAUGGCGUCACCUUCGGGGCAGGGACUUAUCGGACAUCAGUUUGGAAUUGAGAGGCUAGUUGAAGCUUGGACACCAGAGAAAUUUCGACAGCAACCCGAACAGAUGAUCCUGGACAAUUGUAGGCUGGCCAUGUCGUAUGUCCAUAUGGAUGUGCGGAAGAGAAGUUUUCUGGAGCAGCCAAAGUGGCUCAAUGUACCAUGGUCUAAGGAACCUGAAUCCAAGACGUUGUUUGCUCGCCUGUGUGAUAAAAUCUGUCCCUUGCCUGGACUGCUCGAAGACAUGGAGAAUUUGCGUUUAGGAGGCGAUGUUUCGCCGAAACUUCUUCCGUCGCUCUGCGAGAAUAUCCAGGUUAAAAUACACGAUCUCUACAUUUGGAGAGCUGCUUGGGAGAAAGAAAAUGGAGCUUGUUGCGUAACUUUUCAGAGCCGGGAUCCUCGCAUCCCUUUCUCCGCCCUACUACAAUUCAAAACCCUCCAACAAGCUUUCGAGAUCAGCCUCUACGAUACGAUCCUCCUCACUCUCUUCCGAAUGGGUCGAGUACUCAUGGGACCAAACUUCGCUCCCGUCGCAUCAGCUACCACUUCAUUAUCACGAACGAACAUCGCACUUUUACGACCAUCCGAUUCAAAGACCGUCCAAGACAUCGCAAGGGAGAUUCUCAGGAUAGUCGAGUAUGCCAUAUCAGACCCUCAUCAAAGUGCGGGCUGCUUUCAGAUGCUGUUUCCGCUGAGAGCAGCUCUUGAGGUCUUUAAGCCUGGCUCCAAGGAAUGGGACUAUCUCUCAAAAUGCUUCGACGAUAUCGCGGACAAGGGAGGGUUCGAAAUGAGUCGUGGGGUUAUGCCUUCUGGCCUUUGUGGGAGAUUUCUGAUGGAUGAGUACAUUAACACCUGAGAUUACAGGAUUCUGCCGAAUAUGUGAGAGACAUUUCCCCUAUCUAGACUCAAUACCCAUGGGCUACGGUUCCGUCGAUAUCGGGCACAAGUUACGAAGUUCCUGGCACUGGUGCGAAAAGGGAAAGAGAGGGCAUUCGCCUUGCUCCUUCCCUCGUCACCCUACUUUCAGCAUGACGACCAGCAAUAUCAGAUCUUCAUGCUUGAUAGAACACCCCUUCGUACAAUUACAUCCAUCAACCCAAUCCAUCGCUUAAUUCUUCUCGCACGACGUAACGAGCCCGACAAGAGGCUGGAAUUCGAAGGAUUCGGGUUAUAUUGCGCUUGACGACUUCAUCGAAGACAAACUUGGAUGGCAACAUUUCGACAUUGAUACCCGCUUUCGAAGUGCGAAGGCCGCGUUUGCCCUCUCAAUUCAA
Messenger RNA from Mollisia scopiformis, 2068 nucleotides. RefSeq lists its product as uncharacterized. Gene Ontology annotation, molecular function: DNA-binding transcription factor activity, RNA polymerase II-specific; zinc ion binding. NCBI's taxonomy places the organism in Eukaryota, Fungi, Ascomycota, Leotiomycetes, Helotiales, Mollisiaceae. Gene Ontology annotation, biological process: regulation of DNA-templated transcription. The record is from RefSeq and is a predicted model, not a curated record. Bases 1 to 1650 code for a protein of 549 amino acids. The transcript is spliced from 3 exons.